ACAUCGUCGGCGACCCAUAAAGCACCCGACCCGACCCGAACCAUUAAACCGCUCUUCAUAAAUCACCCAAAAGGAAAUGCUUCAGCAUCACUAAUCACUAUCCCGCCCGCUGCCCCCUUCUCUCUUUCUCUCUCUCAACAGUGAGUUCGCCAUGGCAUUUCCUUACUUGGAAGCAGUUGUCGGUAUUUGCUGGGAGUCUUUUCAGUUUGGUUAGAGAUUUUUAUGUCAAUAUCGGGAUAAAUGUGAGAUUCAGGGAAUUUCAAGUUCUGGAGGAGUCCAAUUUCUUAAAAUUUGGGUAUUAUUGAAUGAAACAAACCCAAAUGGAAUAGAGUUGGUUAUGGACCCAUAUACUGACUCCAGCUCUUUUGGGAUUAAGACGUGAUGGUAGUAGUUGUUCUAAAGUAUCCUCCGUUUCUACCAGUACUUUGAGUUUUUGAUUGGUAAGCUUUGGUCCGAGUACUUUCUAGACGCGAUGAAGCUAUUGAUAUGCUUCUGUGAAAAGGUAUGACGAUGCUGUUGGUAUAAGGUGCGGAAACUUCACUAUCGAAGAAAAUGGAACUAUAUGGAUUAUGUAUGUAACCCAAUUGUGUUAUAAUUAGGAUAAAAUCUCAUAAAAACACAUCUUGAAAAUUUAUCCCCCCCAAAAAAGAAAUCUUGAUCAUGGGUUAGUCAUGCUGUUAAAAAGAGAAAGGAAAGGACUACAGUGCAAACAGUGGUUUCAUGAUACUAAUGUACAUAUUUGAGUCAUACCUUGAUGUACGGCAGCAUGCUGCUCAUAAAUUGCCAACACUCCCCAAACCUUUGGUGGGAGUUAUCAGCCAGGAAAAAUUUGAGAAGUCCCGUGCUUAUAGUCUAGACAAAAGUUACUUCCAUUUUAUCCACGAGUUUGUUACCAUACUUAUGGACUCUUCCAUCUUGUACUUCCGGAUAUUGCCCUGGUUUUGGAAGAGAUCCGGAGAGUUUUUGGUAUACCUUGGUCUCAAUGCAGAGAAUGAAAUAUUUCACACACUCUCAUUUUUAGCAGGAGUUAUGGUUUGGUCACAGAUCACUGAUUUGCCAUUUUCGUUGUAUUCAACCUUUGUGAUCGAGGCCCGCCAUGGGUUCAACAAGCAAACAAUGUGGUUAUACUUCAGGGACAUGAUAAAAGGAAUUGCUUUAUCGAUUGUGAUUGGUCCUCCCAUUGUGGCUGCCAUUAUUGUUAUAGUACAGAAAGGAGGUCCUUACUUGGCAAUUUACUUAUGGGGAUUUAUGCUGAUUUUGUCUCUUGUUAUGAUGACUAUCUACCCAGUACUAAUUGCUCCACUUUUCAACAAGUUCACUCCGCUUCCACAGGGAGAGCUUAGGUUGAAGAUUGAGAAUCUUGCAUCCUCACUCAAAUUUCCCCUAAAGAAAUUGUUUGUUGUUGAUGGGUCCACAAGGUCAAGCCAUAGCAAUGCAUACAUGUAUGGAUUCUUCAAGAACAAGCGCAUUGUCCUAUAUGAUACACUCAUCCAGCAGUGCAAGAAUGAUGAGGAAAUAGUUGCUGUUAUUGCACACGAGCUUGGUCACUGGAAACUUAAUCACACAAUGUACUCCUUCAUUGCUGUUCAGAUUCUCACGUUCUUGCAGUUUGGCGGAUACACUCUUGUUAGGAAUUCAAAGGAUUUGUUUCAAAGUUUUGGGUUUGAUACACAACCAGUUCUCAUUGGACUCAUCAUAUUUCAGCACACUGUGAUACCUCUCCAGCACCUUGUGAGCUUUGGCCUUAAUCUUGUAAGCCGCGCCUUUGAGUUCCAGGCUGAUGCAUUUGCAAAGAAACUGGGUUAUGCUACACCUCUUCGAGCUGGUCUUGUGAAACUGCAGGAAGAAAACUUGUCCGCUAUGAACACAGAUCCUUGGUAUUCAGCCUAUCAUUAUUCUCACCCUCCCCUAGUUGAAAGAUUGGCUGCCAUUGAUGAAUCUGAUAAGAAGACGGAGUGACACAUUCAUGGGAGUUUCACUGUUCAAUGUAGAUCUCGUUCUUUACUGUACACUGCACAUCUGAAAGCAUAGAUAUUAUAUACUUGCAAUGUCAUCCAUGUGGUUUACAUUAGUGGAAAACUUUGGCUAGGUCGAAAAUUUACUCCUAACCAUACAUUGGCAAUUCUAGCUUUCUGGGAGAUGUAGUCACAGCUUGAAAGAACUCGGGCGGAUCACACUUGUAGCUAUUUAGCAAUGGCACUUGGUGCAACAGUUUACAGUGGGUCAUUUAUCAGUUCUGGCAUC
Molecule: messenger RNA, 2244 nt
Organism: Solanum dulcamara
Lineage: Eukaryota; Viridiplantae; Streptophyta; Magnoliopsida; Solanales; Solanaceae
Product: CAAX prenyl protease 1 homolog
Exons: 15
Coding region: 721-1959 (412 amino acids)
Biological process (GO): CAAX-box protein processing
Cellular component (GO): endoplasmic reticulum membrane
Molecular function (GO): metalloendopeptidase activity
Source: RefSeq, a predicted model, not a curated record